This is a messenger RNA of Fusarium oxysporum Fo47, 327 nucleotides long. Its product is annotated as CheY-like superfamily. The transcript has a single exon. Lineage: Eukaryota; Fungi; Ascomycota; Sordariomycetes; Hypocreales; Nectriaceae. The record is from RefSeq and is a predicted model, not a curated record. The annotation marks the transcript as partial. Gene Ontology annotation, biological process: phosphorelay signal transduction system.
UUGUUAGUGGAUGACAAUCCCAUUAACCUCAAGAUUCUUAUAUGCUUCAUGAAAAAGUUGAAGCAAUCGUAUCAAACCGCAAGCAAUGGCGAGGAAGCCGCCAUAUCCUACAAAGCAGAUCCAGGGCGGUAUGCAUGCAUUCUGAUGGAUAUUUCCAUGCCAGUAAUGGAUGGACUGGAGGCAACACGGCAAAUACGGGCAUUUGAACGCUACAACGACAUUAAACCGUCACUAGUGCUGGCCAUAACCGGUCUGGCAUCCGAGACAAAACCGACGAAGAUAAAAGAGUUGGAGGUUAUACUUACAUCUCAGGGAUUACUAUCAUAG